AUGACGAUGACGGCAGAGAAGCAGCGCUCCCUUUUGGCCAUCUGCUCGGUGGCCGGCACGGCGUUCAGCUUCCGGUCCGUGGUCAGCCUGGCCUUAUUGGACAUGACGCGAGACGCGGCGGUCAACGUGGACAUCGCCCAGGUGGGACGGCUCAAUGCCACAGGGCAGUUCGCUUAUGCCCUGGGCAAGCUGCUUGGUGGUGCCGUGGUGGAUGCGAUUGGAGGCAUGCGGUCCCUCUUCGCAAUAUUGCUGCUCCUGGCCGGCAGCUUUGGGUCCAUGGCCCGGGCCCCCGGCCCGGGGAAAGCCCUCGUUGCCAGCUUCGCAGCUUCCAGGUUCGGGACGGCCGCUGUGUGGACGGCGGCAGCCGUCAGCAUCAAAACGGUCUUCAGCGGCGGUGGGCAAGUGCAGGCCCUGAGCAUCGGCCAAGUCGCCAUGCGCGUGGGCGCGUCCCUGGGUUCCCUGCUGGGCGGCCUCCUGCUCAGCCGCCUAAAGAGCUGGCGCCGGCUCUUGCUGACCUACGCAGGCGUGGGUGCUGUGACUUCUCUGGUGGCUCUCGGCAACUGCGAGCCGCAGCAGCCAGCGAAGAGCGCCCCAGAGACUGGAGCUACCGAGAUUCAAAGAGAUCUCACGCCCAUCUCCUCGGCCCUUUUGGUUGCAGCGCGCACCCCGAAGCUCUGGCUGCUCUUCUCCUCCACCACGAUGAUCACCCCCACUUUCGACUUCGUGGCGCUGUUGCCUCAGUUCCUCAACGACGUUUACGGGAUGAAGGACGCCCAAAUCGGCUCCUUCUCCAGCGUCUUUCCCCUGGCGGCUCCGCCGGCCAUCCUCCUGGCGAGCAUGGCGUUGCCUUCGCUGUCCGGGAAAGCUCGCGCGAUGUCCCUGCUGGCAGCGCAAGCUCUCUCAGCCGGUGGCUUCCUAGCGCUCGCAGCUUCGCCAGCUCCCUCCAUGCUGGUGCCAACCUUGACGGCUAUCGCGGGAGGCUGUGCGCCCGCCUUGUCCUGCGUGCCACCAGAUUGGAUCAUGAGGUGGGGAGGACCACGCGCCGGUCUUUUCGCCGGACUUCACGAUGUGCCAGGUAACUUGCUGGCGAUGUGGCUUUACGCCAAGGUGCCUCAAAUCCUGGCAAAGGGUGGCUGGGCCCAGGUGAUGCGACUCUACGCUUUGCAAGUGUCCUUGGGCGCCCUGUGCCUGGCUGCCUUCCAGUGGCUGGAAGCCGCCGAUCCGGUUACCAAGAGUCCCUUCGAGCUGUAG
Messenger RNA from Symbiodinium natans, 1251 nucleotides. The record is from the annotation of a GenBank genome assembly. NCBI's taxonomy places the organism in Eukaryota, Dinophyceae, Suessiales, Symbiodiniaceae.